Molecule: messenger RNA, 2565 nt
Organism: Saccharomyces paradoxus
Lineage: Eukaryota; Fungi; Ascomycota; Saccharomycetes; Saccharomycetales; Saccharomycetaceae
Gene: CDC24
Product: Rho family guanine nucleotide exchange factor CDC24
Exons: 1
Coding region: 1-2565 (854 amino acids)
Biological process (GO): septin ring organization; intracellular signal transduction; establishment of cell polarity
Cellular component (GO): nucleus; cytoplasm; division septum
Molecular function (GO): protein binding; guanyl-nucleotide exchange factor activity
Source: RefSeq, a predicted model, not a curated record
AUGGCGAUCCAAACCCGUUUUGCCUCGGGCACAUCUUUAUCCGAUCUGAAACCCAAACCAAGUGCAACUUCCAUUUCCAUACCCAUGCAAAACGUCAUGAACAAGCCUGUCACUGAACAGGACUCACUUUUUCACAUAUGUGCCAACAUCCGGAGAAGGCUGGAGGUGUUGCCUCAGCUCAAACCCUUUUUGCAAUUGGCCUACCAGUCGAGCGAGGUCUUAAGUGAAAGACAAUCUCUGCUGCUUUCCCAAAAGCAGCAUCAGGAGCUGCUCAAGUCGAAUGGCGCUAACCGAGACAGUAACGACAUGGCACCCACUUUACGAUCGAGUUCUAUAUCCACAGCCACCAGUCUCAUGUCAAUGGAAGGUAUAUCAUAUACGAGCUCGAAUCCCUCGGUCAGCCCAAAUAUGGAGGACACUUUACUGACUUUUAGUAUGGGUAUUUUGCCCAUUACCAUGGAUUGCGACCCUGUGACACAAUUAUCACAGUUGUUUCAACAAGGGGCACCGCUGUGUAUACUCUUUAACUCUGUCAAACCGCAGUUCAAACUGCCAGUAAUAGCUUCUGACGAUUUGAAAGUCUGUAAAAAAUCCAUCUACGAUUUCAUAUUGGGGUGCAAGAAGCAUUUUGCAUUUAAUGAUGAGGAACUUUUUACGAUAUCCGAUGUCUUUGCCAACUCUACUUCACAACUAGUGAAAGUGCUAGAAGUGGUGGAAACGCUUAUGAACUCCUGCCCUACUAUUUUCCCCUCUAGGAGCAAAACACAACAAAUUAUGAAUGCGGAAAACCAACAUCAACAUCAGCCUCAGCAGUUAUCAAAGAAGCAUAACGAUUACGUUAAAAUUAUCAAGGAAUUUGUUGCAACGGAAAGAAAAUAUGUUCAUGACUUAGAAAUUUUGGAUAAAUAUAGACAGCAGUUAUUGGACAGCAAUCUAAUAACGUCUGAAGAGUUGUAUAUGUUGUUUCCCAACUUGGGCGAUGCUAUAGAUUUCCAAAGAAGAUUCCUAAUAUCCUUGGAGAUAAAUGCUCUAGUGGAACCUUCCAAACAAAGAAUCGGAGCCCUUUUCAUGCAUUCCAAGCAUUUUUUCAAGCUAUAUGAACCUUGGUCCAUUGGCCAAAAUGCAGCCAUCGAAUUCCUCUCUUCAACUUUACACAAGAUGAGAGUUGAUGAAUCACAGAAGUUCAUAAUUAACAAUAAACUGGAAUUACAGUCCUUCCUUUAUAAACCCGUGCAAAGACUUUGUAGGUAUCCCCUGUUGGUCAAAGAACUGCUGGCUGAAUCGAGUGACGAUAACAAUACGAAAGAACUUGAAGCUGCUUUGGAUAUCUCCAAGAAUAUUGCAAGAAGUAUCAAUGAAAAUCAAAGAAGAACAGAAAAUCAUCAAGUGGUGAAAAAACUUUAUGGUAGGGUGGUGAAUUGGAAGGGUUAUAGAAUCUCUAAGUUCGGUGAGUUAUUAUAUUUCGAUAAAGUGUUCAUUUCAACAACGAACAGCUCCUCGGAACCUGAAAGAGAAUUUGAGGUUUACCUUUUUGAAAAAAUCAUCAUUCUUUUUUCAGAAGUGGUAACUAAGAAAUCCACUUCAUCGCUAAUUCUUAAGAAGAAAUCUUCAACCUCAGCAUCAAUGUCCGCCUCGAAUAUAACGGACAACAAUGGCAGCCCUCACCACAAUUACCAUAAGAGGCAUAGCAAUAGUAGUACCAGUAAUAAUAUCCAUUUAUCUUCGUCAUCAGCAGCGGCGAUAAUACAUUCCAGUAGCAAUAGCAGUGACACCAAUUCGAACAACUCGUCAUCAUCCUCACUAUUCAAGCUAUCCGCUAACGAACCUAAACUGGAUUUAAGAGGUAGAAUUAUGAUAAUGAAUUUGAACCAAAUAAUACCGCAAAAUAACAGGUCAUUAAAUAUAACAUGGGAAUCCAUAAAAGAGCAAGGUAAUUUUCUUCUGAAGUUUAAAAAUGAGGAAACAAGAGAUAAUUGGUCAUCGUGUUUACAACAAUUGAUCCAUGAUUUGAAGAAUGAACAGUUUAAAGCAAGGCAUCACUCGACAACAUCGACGACCUCAUCUACAGCUAAAUCAUCUUCAUUAAUGUCACCUACGUCAACUAUGAAUACGCCAAAUCAUCACAACAGCCGCCAGACACACGAUAGUAUGGCUUCUUUCUCCAGUUCUCAUAUGAAAAGGGUUUCGGAUGUCUUACCUAAACGGAGAACCACUUCAUCGAGUUUCGAAAGUGAGAUUAAAUCCAUCUCAGAAAACUUCAAAAAUUCUAUUCCAGAAUCUUCCAUACUCUUCAGGAUAUCGUAUAAUAACAACAGUACUAGUACUACUAGUAGCGAGAUUUUCACACUUCUAGUAGAAAAAGUUUGGAAUUUUGACGAUUUGAUAGUGGCAAUCAAUUCCAAGAUUUCGAAUACACAUAAUAACACUGUUCCGCCAAUCACCAAGAUCAAAUAUCAAGAUGAAGAUGGGGAUUUUGUUGUGUUAGGCAGCGAUGAAGAUUGGAAUGUUGCUAAAGAAAUGUUGGCAGAAAACAAUGAGAAAUUCUUGAAUAUUCGUUUGUAUUGA